CUGUACUUCACUGGCAGAAGGCGUGUUUAGCACUAAAUAUACAGGAAGCGAUCCCUGAGUAUUUCUCUUAUUACAGUCGUGCUGCGUGAAGUCUGCGGUGAUUUGCCCAGAGUUCCGGGUUGUAACGACACUACGUCAUGCAGGUAUUUGAGAACUGCUUGGUGGUUCUGGAAGUGAAGGAUCUGCCCUUCAAAGAAAAAAAGAGGCUAAAACUGUCAAUAACAGACAAUGGAGGCUGCAUUGCCUACGUGGUCAACAAGCAGUGCACUUACGUCAUCACAAACAACCUGGCCAACGUGAGCUCCAACCGCCAGCGUAGCAUCCAGAAGUACCAGGUCCCGGUGGUGGGGGUGGAGUAUGUGCACCGCUGCCUGGAGAAAGGGGCUCUUCUUUCUGUAAAGGAGUACAGCCUAGUCCCCUUCCCUAGCACCAAUAUCCCCUCCCAAACGAAUGCAUCACCGUCUCCCAGCCAGCAAGCUACGGUGUUCAAGGUGACUGGCCAGACACCUGUGGGAGAGAGGUCCAGAGAUCAGCCCAAACCACAAGCACCUGCACCUCAGCAGAUGGAGAUAGAGGAGGAGAGAGACAGGAAGGAAGAUGAAGAGACAGAGAGUGGAACAUACCUGGGCAAGCAUAGAAUACCAAAUUAUCCCUCUAAUUUCGAUGUGGCCAAAUAUUCCAUUUUGGAGAAAGUUGGCCCAAACAAGAUGUGGUCAGUGCUGGAGCUGCACAGUUCCAGUGAUGAGACAGGGCGGCAGUACCGUGUGGUCCGAUGCAGGAGCGAGGGACCAGGCGGACAGGCCAUGGUGACUCGUGAUGCGCUGUUCCACUACCCCAGCUCCGAGAAGGCCCUCAGUAUGUACGACAAGUUGGAGAAGGAGCUUCUCUGCCAGGAUUUCAAACGGAAGACCACUCUGCCCCCUCAGUUUAAGGACAUGGGCUCCAGUAAGCUGCAUCAGCUGCUCCUGGAGGAGAAAAUGAACAGCGGUGCCAUCUCGCAGGAAGUGGGCGUGUUUGUGGAGCUGUUAUGGACAGAAGCCCUUGGUUGCCUGGGCAACAUUCUCAAGAUCCCCCUAACCAGCAUUAGUCUCAAUGAUGUGAGCAGGGCGGAGGGGCUGCUGCUGCAGAUACACAAGGCCCUGAAGGAGGGGAGCGAUCAGAAGCAGCUGCCGGAGCUCAUGGCUGAAUUCUACACUCUCCUGCCCCACAAGGAAGAAUUCGCCCCCACUAUGCGUGAGAUCUCCCUCAAACUGGACCUGUGCCAGUUAAUCAGGGACAUGCUGAAGGUGAGCGAGGCCACGCUGUGGAACCCCACUGCUUCCUGUCUGGGGAAGUACCGCGCACUGCGAUGCAGCAUUGAGCCCGUUCCCCCGGAGAGCCCGGACUUCCUGUCCGUCAGCAAGCUGCUCUGGGACAGACCGGUGCAGAUACAGCAGGUGUUCCGCGUAGGCAGGACGUUGGAGCUGCAGGCGUUUCGGGAUGACCUGGGGAACGUGCAGUCCCUCCUACACUCCUCUGCUCCCAGCAACUUUGUGGGAAUUCUUUCCCGGGGGCUGUUGCUGCCGAGAGUUGGAGUGGAGCAUCAUGGGAUAGAUAGGACAGACCUGGGGAACCUGGGUGGCGGAAUUUACUUCAGUGAUUCCCUGAGCACCAGCCUGAAGUACUCCAAGCCCGGCGCCACGGACGGCUCGCGCCUGCUGCUGGUGUGCCGCGUGGCCCUGGGGCAGUGUAAGGACCUCUGUAUGAAGGACCCGAGCCUGAGCUCGGCCCCAGAGGGCUACAACAGCGUGCACGGCGUCCGCUGCACUCCCACCGUCGUCUCUGACUUUGAGGACCACGAGUACGUGGUAUACCAGACAGACCAGGUUCAGAUGGAGUACGUGGUGCAGUUCACUUUGAACGACGAACCGGUGAAGACAUUCCAGCCGACCGUUGACCUUUCGUCUGAUGUGGCUCGGGAAGCUUCCGCCUCUGACCUCUUGGCAGAAGGCGAGGAGGACAGUAUCGGGAGAUACAAAAACCGCCUGGAGGAAGUUACCGCCGGGCUGCUGGACAACACCGGCCAGCCGCUGCCCUUAAAGGCUGUACAUGUGAAGUGUAAGCUGAUGGAUCUGCUGACACAGGUCGUUAUUUUUCAGUCUUACACCAACCUGAGCGAGGUUCCUAUCGAGGCCAAGUACGUCUUCCCCCUGGACGAGUCUGCAGCGGUGUGCGGGUUCGAGGCCUUCAUCAAUGGGAAGCACGUAGUGGGACAGGUGAAGGAGAAGGAGCAGGCCAGGCGCGAGUACAGGCGGGCCGUUCAGCAGGGCCACGGCGCGUACCUGAUGGACCAGGACGCCCCCGACGUGUUCACCAUCAGCGUCGGAAACCUGCCGCCCGGGGCCACGGUUCUCAUCAAAGUCACCUACAUCACAGAGCUGGUCGUCAGGGAGGGGUCACUGCUGUUCUCCCUGCCUGGUAGCGUGGCGCCAUGGCAACAGAGCAAAGCCCUCAACCAGAGGACUCAGGUAUCAGUGGAGAAGGUGUGUGUGAAUGAGCUAAAGGGAGACGGAAUUUUUACCCUGGACAUGUCCAUCGAGAUGCCCUACGAGAUCUGGAACUUGUCUUGUGUGACCCACCGCAUUAAAAUCAAGAAAACAGACUGCAAGGCAGUGGUCAGCCUGCUGCCAGGGCAGACUCUUGGGCCUGGAGGGUUCCAGCUGUCCUUCACGCUGUCCCAGGUCCACCUGCCCAGGAUGUGGGUGGAGAACCACCCUGACAAAGACAGCCAGGCCUGCAUGCUUGUGUUCUACCCGCACUUCGAACCCAGAGCUGCAGCUGGUCCCGGGGGUGGGGGCGAGGGCGGCGAAGUGGAGGUGGUGAUCCUGUUGGACACGUCGGAGUCCAUGAGGGGCGUGGCCAUGCAGGACGCUCGCAGGAUUGCCGCUCAGCUUCUGAAGACACUGCGCCCUGAGGUCCGGGUCAACAUCCUUUCCUUCGGCACGGUCCAUAAGGAGCUGUUCCUGUCCUCUCAGUCCUGCAGCAAGGCCCUCUUACCUGCCACAAAGUUUGUAAUGUCCUCCCCACCAGUUGGGGGCAGCACUGAGCUGUGGAGACCCCUGCGCAGCCUGAGCCUGCUGCCACCAUCGAGUGGCAUUAGGAAUUUGCUGCUGAUUUCAGACGGGCAUGUUCAGAACGAGGCCCUCACCCUGAAGCUGGUUCGGGAGAGCAUCCAGCACACCCGCGUCUUCACCUGUGGGGUCAGCCCAACUGCCAAUCGACACAUGCUAAGAGCUCUGGCUCAGGCAGGGGGCGGAGCUUAUGAAUUUUUUGACACCAAGACAAAGCACACCUGGAUGGAAAAGGUCUCGUCGCAGGCGAGGCGCAUGGCCAGCCCCGGCUGCAGCUCGGUUUCGGUGAAGUGGCAGCAGUUUAACCCUGCCGCGGCCCCGCCCACUCAGGCCCCCGCCCAGCUGAACGCGCUCUUCAGCGGCUGCCACACCCUGGUGUACGGCUUUGUGCCCCAUUGCACCCAGGCCACCCUGUUCGGCAGGCUUAGCGAGCAGGAGAUCGAGACAGUGGUGUCCACCUCCGAGCUGCAGAAGACCAAGGGCACGCUCCUGCACAAGCUGACGGCGAGGGCGGUCAUCAGGGACUACGAGGACGGCAGCCUGCACGCAGACGAGGCGGAGCAUGAGGGAAAGAAAGAGGAGCUAAAGUCCUUCAUCAUCGAGCUGAGCAAAGAGUACUCCAUUGUGACCCAGUACACCAGCUUCGUGGCCAUUGAAGAGAGGGACGCAGGGAGACCAGACGUUGGUUUCACAGACAUUCCCAAGCUGGUUGCGGAGGAGGAUGUGGACUUUUUGCCGUACUUGGGCUGGGAGAAAGAGAAAUAUGCCUGGCCUUUUUCCGCUAAAGAAUCUAUUUGUACUACAUCAGCUGGUGUCCACUCAAGUUCUGAAGACAUUUCAGAACAAGAUGAGGAGGAAUCGGAGUCAUUACUUGCAGAACCUGAACUACUCGGCAAAGCGUUUUGUGAAGAUGAGAGUGACUUUGCACCCCCUGACUUUGCACUCCCAGACAGUGCUCCGCCACAGCCUGGCCUUGACCCGCUCAAUCUGUGUGCCCGUGAGAUAGGAGCUAAGCAUUCCAGGAAGAAAUCCAGAUUUAGCUUGCCUGGUCCUGGGCCUGAUCGUCUUCUUCGUUGUCGUCGUGAUUUUGUCCCUGCUUCUGGUGCUUCUAUCCCUGCAGCUCCUCCUGCUUUAGCCCGUGCUUCUGCUGCUUAUAUCCCUGCAGCUCCUCCUGCCAGUCAGAUGCGCCAGCAACAAAAGAUGGCCGAAACAUUAGUCGCGUUAGGUUCUUCCCGUCGCUGCCCUCCCAUGGCAAUGCCCCAUAUCAUGUCUGAUCGUCCUCCUCGUCUUCCUCGUCCUGUUUCUAAUUUUGUCCUUGCUUCUGAUGGUUAUAUCCCUGCAGCCCUACCUGCCAGUCAGAUGUGCCAGCAACAAAAGAUGGUAGAAACAUUAGCCAUGUCAGCUGACUCCCUUCCCUGCCCUCCCAUGGCAAUGCCCCAUAUCAUGUCUGAUCAUCCUACUCCUCCUCCUCCUCCUCCUACUUGCUUUCACCGUCGUCGUCGUCGUCUUCAUAUUAAUUCUUAUAGUUCUACUGGUCCUCAUCCACCCUCACAUGCCACUGAGACACAACAAAAACAACAACAGCAACAACAGAUAGCUGACCCUGAAGUCCCCCCCUUGGAUUCGGCAACUGUUAUCAGUGCCUAUCCCACUAGACCGAGGGCACUAAAAAAGGCAGCUGGCAGGGCUCUGUCCAAUAGGCUGGAAGAGGGUGCUGUCCAUUUAGGAUUUGGGUCUUUAUUCCUGGAUGCUCCGUCACUUUGUGUCCAAAGCUUGCCAUUUGGGGAUGAAGCAUCUACUCUGGGUAUAGAGCGUGCAUCGCAGUUUGGGGGACCACCCAUCCAAGUGUCCUCAUUUGGGGCUGGACAAGGAAGUGCAUUUACUCCAAAGUAUUGGAGACCCCCUACCACCACACUGGUCUCUGGGUCACCUGGCUUCAAACCUGCAGGUGUAUAUUCAGGUGUAUCCUUUGAAAGCCUGGAGUGGACAUCAGGACUUGAAAAGGGGUUGACGUACCGCUUGAAGUCCAUGUCAAGCCGUAGAAAGGACAGGGCACGUGGGGUGUCCUGGGCAGAGCUUUUUGACCUUCAACAUCAAGACGGGUACUGGGAAUGCUCGGAGAAGCUGGGCUUCAUUCUCCAUCUGGAUUUAGUCUUCUUUGCCAGUGUCUUCCUGAAAGAAAAAGGAAUUGCCUCUCUGGGAGUGAGAGCUGGUGCUGACAUUCUGAAGCUGGUGGCCACGCUGCUCGUGCUCCAGCUGCUGAGGCUCAUGGGACUGGCUGAGGGGGACCUUCUGAAGACCCUUUUCCGCCUGAAGGACACCAACGCCCCCACGUCACUGCGAGGGGAGGCGGUGAAGAGAGCGGUGGAGUGGGUGUCCAGGGCAGACAGGCAGUACCCCUGCCUUUGCACCAGGCUGGAGCUCGGCUUGGACUGGGAGUCUGUCACGCGCCAGCUGCUGGGCGCCGACUCGCUGCAUGUGUGCUCCCCUCUGCGUCCCGUUCUGGAGAGGACCAGACCGAUUUUAGCCCAGUGAGGGCCAGGGUUGCCUCUCCGGUGUUUCUCACCUCCUGCCUUUGUUACCCCAAUCCCCCUACCUGUCCCAUCUGUGCUCGAGCAGUCUCACCCCUACACCCCCAGCAUUCUUACCCAUAGUUCCCCCCUCCCCUACCUAUGUCACCCCCUGCCCCCCACUCUUCCAACUCUACUACUGCCUCACCCCUGAAAGUUGCUGUAGGUGACUUUCUCAACAAACGCAAUGUUGUGAAAACAUUUAAAUUUGAUUUAAAGUCAUAGCAUCCGUUGGCCCAGCCCACAGAGAAAGUGACAGACUUUGAUUGGUUCAGAUUGUAAACCACUUUCUUUUUAAAAACAAGAAUUCAGGCCAAAUCCCUGGUUUUAGAAUGCAGAAUAUGAGGGUAUAAACACAGUUUAUGGUGUUGGAUUUCUCACAGCAGCUUUUUCUAUGAUUACUACAAAUUAAGCAUGACCGUUCCCCCAUAUCUUUCAGCUUUAACUCCUCAACCCUGCCCUUCCCCAAUCUUUUUGUAAUAUCAAUAAGGCUGAAACAUCUUCAGCAAAGUGAAUACUCAAUCAUUACUUUUUACUCAAACCAUGUACUCACCUUAAUACAUACUUCUCACUCGAGUGAUCCAUCAUAUAUUUUAAUACACUCUGAAAUUGUCUAAUAUUUGUUUGAAGCAAUAUAUAUAUUUUCUUUUUUUUUUGGUCAGUAAUUCAUAGUUUGCUCAAUAAUUAUCCUGCUUUCUGUCGAAAAUACAUGCAUUUCUGGGGCUGCUUGGUGGCUCAUUCAGUUAAGACUCCACACUGUGUCAAAUCUGGACUGUGCCAGUGCUGACUGUGGCCGGUGGCUCCAUAGGGUGACCUGCAGUUGCUGAUUACAACAAUCAGGAUACGAGAGGGUUCGGUUGGAUUUCUCUGUAGCAACCAUGAACUACAUGCCAAAACCACACGAAAGGUCUUCUUCCAACUCCAGUUAAAUGUGAGCUUCCCUGCGGUGUGAAAAGAAGUAGAGUGGCGACACCAUGUGUUUCGGAGGAGAACCGCAGUUGUCUACACUCUCCCGAAUUGGCAGUAGGGUUCGUGCAUGAAUGCAGGUGUGGCUGCAGAUAACUGUAACUUCCUAAUUAGGGUGGGAAUUUUUUUUUUAAAAGGGAACUUUUGAGAGUGCUGAGAAAGGACUGAUGCUCAGCUGAGAGAGUGAGGGGUUUAGCCACACUUGUGUUAACCUGUUAUAUGAAUUCUCAGGUGGUACACACAGCAUGUAUUUUAUGCUAGGUUGAGGAAAGACACAAAUGACAAGGGAUUAUAACAAUGCAUGCCAUUUGGUAUUCUUAUUACUCACGUUAUCAGGGCUUGCUUCCAUGUCUGUUUCAUCCUGCCUGUUUCACCAACCUUCAGGCCAGGCCAGAGCAUGCCAAGUCUUCACUUGUGCUUUCUGCUUUUCCACUGUUUUUGUCAUACACCAAACAGGGCAAAAACGGGACUACAUCUGUACUUAAAUGCCUUCCCCACGUCCCGCUAGUUCUUGACUCUUCAGCAGGUUAACAAGAAUGAGUGCGGUGUUGUGGCUUAGAUAAGGUUAUCGUAUUUUCCUUAUUUCUUGGGGGUACUGUUGUAUGACGGUUUGAGAACUGGGCUUGGAACUGAAAUGUUGUGAUUCCCUGAGGGAGGCAUCACCAUUGCAGCCACACGCCAGAUAAUGUGUAUUACAUCAGUAAAUGCCCAGCUGCAUAGUUGAAUUGUAUGUAAAUAGAAUGUCAGCUGUAUAGCUCUGUGUGUAUUAGUGUCUACUAAAUGCCUAAAAUGUAAAUGCUCGUGGAGAUUUGGUACAAAGAAAACUUUUUAAUGUGUCCUCCUCCUUGGAGAAAUGUAGGCAGCAUCUGGUUUGGCUGUGGGAGCCACAGGGCUAUAGUUGCAUUUGACUAAAGGAAAUCCCUGGCACAAGGCUAUUAGACUUUGUAGAACAAGCUUUGGCAUGCCCUGCCCUGGUCCUAAAGUGGGAAAUUGUGUGCUGUGAAGAAGGAUAUCAGAUCAAUUUACUUACAUAGUUAAUGUAGUGCAUAAAUUGAAAUGGUUGUAUACUCAUUCUUAAUGUGAUACUCUUCAAAUAAUAAAUUAUAUCAAAAGGAA
Anguilla rostrata (American eel) is the source of this 7762-nucleotide messenger RNA. RefSeq names its product poly (ADP-ribose) polymerase family, member 4 (gene parp4). The transcript is spliced from 36 exons. Bases 138 to 5645 code for a protein of 1835 amino acids. NCBI's taxonomy places the organism in Eukaryota, Metazoa, Chordata, Actinopteri, Anguilliformes, Anguillidae. Gene Ontology annotation, cellular component: cytoplasm. The record is from RefSeq and is a predicted model, not a curated record. Gene Ontology annotation, molecular function: NAD+ poly-ADP-ribosyltransferase activity.